Messenger RNA from Hyposmocoma kahamanoa, 2333 nucleotides. It is a transcript of the gene Gld, whose product is annotated as glucose dehydrogenase [FAD, quinone]. The transcript has 10 exons. Gene Ontology annotation, molecular function: flavin adenine dinucleotide binding; oxidoreductase activity, acting on CH-OH group of donors. Bases 40 to 2043 code for a protein of 667 amino acids. The record is from RefSeq and is a predicted model, not a curated record. NCBI's taxonomy places the organism in Eukaryota, Metazoa, Arthropoda, Insecta, Lepidoptera, Cosmopterigidae.
AAUUUCAUCGUAUUUUUUUACUCCGAUAUUUGUGAACCGAUGUCGAAGACUUUAUUUGUUGGAAAAGGGGCCUCACUAGUGAUCCCAUUCAAAUUUGAAGAAAAUAUUAUCAUAACAGUCAUAUUUUGUCCACAGAUGGCGUUGACGUGCGACUGCCCGAUGUCGCAGCCGGGCCCAACUUUGGCCGCGACUUGUGGCGGAGGGGCAUUCAUGCUCUUCAUGGGGCUGCUCGAGGUGUUCCUAAGAAGCCAGUGCGACUUAGAGGAUCCCUGUGGACGUGCACAGUUUCGUCGGCACAUGGACUCCGUAUACGACUUCAUUGUGAUCGGUGGAGGAUCAGCGGGCUCCGUGGUAGCAGCUAGACUUUCUGAAGUACCGCAAUGGAGGGUUCUGCUGCUUGAAGCAGGUUUCGACGAACCGACAGGAACACAAGUUCCUUCAAUGUUCCUGAACUUUAUAGGCUCCAGCAUCGACUGGGGUUAUCAAACGGAGCCUGAGCCCGCAGCUUGUCUUGGAGAGACUGAUAGAAAAUGCUAUUGGCCUAGAGGAAAGGUGCUUGGCGGUACAUCAGUAAUGAACGGUAUGAUGUACAUGCGAGGUUCGCGCAAGGACUACGACGAAUGGGCAGCAGCAGGCAACGAAGGCUGGUCCUACGAUGAGGUCCUCCCGUACUUCCUCAAAUCCGAAGACAACAAGCAAAUCGAGGCUAUGGACCAGGGGUAUCAUGCGACUGGAGGACCAUUGACUGUCGCUCAGUUCCCGUAUCAUCCGCCUUUGAGUUACGCUAUUGUGAAAGCUGGAGAAGAAUUAGGUUACCCAGCUAGAGACCUAAAUGGAGCACAACAUACCGGUUUCUCAAUCGCCCAGACAACCAACCGUAAUGGUUCCCGUCUGUCCGUCGCCCGCGCAUUCCUACGACCCGUUAAGAAUAGACAAAAUCUUCACGUCAUGCUAAAUGCAACUGUUACUAAGAUAUUGAUCAAUCAGACGACGAGAACGGCGUAUGCUGUGGAAGUCAGAAACAGUUUUGGUGGCACUGAAGUCAUAUAUUCUAACAAUGAAAUUAUUUUGAGUGCAGGAGCAGUGGCAUCACCCCAAAUCCUGCAACUGAGCGGAGUCGGUGACCCAGCAGUCCUCAAUAAUGCCGGCGUGAAGCUUGUUCAUCGUCUCCCUGCCGUAGGACACAACUUGCACAACCAUGUGGCUCAUUUCCUUAACUUCCAAAUCAAUGAUAAUAACACUACGCCACUCAACUGGGCCACGGCCAUGGAAUAUUUGCUGUUUAGGGAUGGACUGAUGUCUGGGACUGGUAUAUCCGAAGUGACCGCCUUCAUAAACACAAAGUACUCAAAUCCAGCGGAAGAUCAUCCCGACAUCCAGCUAUUCUUCGGCGGCUUUCUGGCUGACUGCGCCAAAACAGGCAUGGUUGGAGAACGUUUGGACAACGGGUCUCGGACCAUCCAGAUUAUUCCGACGGUGCUGCAUCCCAAAAGCAGAGGGCGGUUGGAAAUACGAUCAGCUAAUCCGUUUGAUUAUCCCAAGAUUCAUGCCAACUACCUAACCCACCCAGAUGACGUAAAAACCUUAAUCGAAGGUAUCAAAUUUGCUAUCAGACUGUCAGAGGCGAAAGCCCUGAAGAGGUUUGGUGUGCAACUGGAUAAAACACCAGUGAAAGGGUGCGAGAAGAUAAAGUUUGGCUGUGACGCAUACUGGGAGUGCGCGGUGAGGAUGCAGACGGCACCGGAGAAUCAUCAGGCGGGAUCCUGCAAGAUGGGACCUAGGGGAGAUCCCAGUGCUGUCGUUGAUAAUUUACUGCAGGUGCAAGGCAUUGACCGCCUGCGCGUGGCGGACGCCAGCAUAAUGCCCGCUGUUACUACGGGCAACACCAAUGCUCCCACCGUCAUGAUUGCAGAGAAGGUGUCCGAUUUCAUUAAACAGCGAUGGCUGGGGACUACUACUACCCCUCUGGGCGAUGGCGGUGAGUCCAACGUGCUAACAGCCAGCGACUCGCAGCAAAACAACAUUUGGCAGCGGUGGGCCUGACCCAGACCGAAACCCAAGAUGUUGUUCAAUGUCAGGCGAGACAGAAGACGGUACAUUGACAAGAGGAAGAUAUAUGGAAAUAAUACGCAGCCAUAUUUGUCAGCUACAACUCAGGAUGUCAAGGAACAUAAACAUACUAUUAUCAAAGUACUGAAACCGGAUAUAUAUCCAAAACUUAUUAGGAUAUGAUACGGGGGACUGCAAGUUAAAAGGCGCAGCAGAUAAAAGGAUAAGGGAGAUGCCACACACGGGCGUUGCGUCGGCGUUGCAUUGUCGCAACUGCGUUGAUU